This is a messenger RNA of Microthlaspi erraticum, 1095 nucleotides long. Lineage: Eukaryota; Viridiplantae; Streptophyta; Magnoliopsida; Brassicales; Brassicaceae. The record is from the annotation of a GenBank genome assembly.
AUGUUUCCCGUACCACCUGGACAGCCAUUCGGUGGACUCCCUAUGAUGCCAUUUCAGGCAAUGACACAGCAGGCUACUAGACAUGCUCGGAGGGUCUACGUUGGUGGCCUUUCUCCCUUAGCAAAUGAACAGACUGUUGCAACAUUUUUCAGUCAGGUUAUGGCCGCUGUUGGCGGAAACACUGCUGGUCCAGGUGAUGCUGUUGUCAAUGUGUACAUCAAUUACGAGAAGAAGUUUGCAUUUGUGGAGAUGCGAACAGUUGAAGAAGCGAGUAAUGCUAUGUCGUUGGAUGGAAUUAUAUUUGAGGGAGCUCCAGUGAAGGUGAGGAGACCAAGUGACUACAACCCAUCACUAGCUGCAACACUUGGUCCAAGCCAUCCAAUUCCCAAUCUAAACUUGGCUGCUGUUGGGCUGACUCCAGGGGCUUCUGGUGCGCUUGAGGGUCCUGAGCGUAUUUUUGUUGGUGGACUUCCUUACUAUAUCCCUGAGGCACAAAUCAAAGAACUGUUGGAGUCUUUGGGAGCUCUGAAGGGUUUUGAUCUUGUGAAAGACAGAGAAACUGGAAACUCGAAAGGAUACGCUUUCUGCGCGUAUCAAGAUCCUGCUGUUACAGACAUUGCUUGCGCUGCCCUCAACGGAAUUAUAAUGGGAGACAAAACUCUUACAGUGAGACGAGCUAGCGUAGGAACAACUCUGCAGAAACCCGAACAGGAGAGUGUAUUGCUGCACGCACAGCAACAGGUUGCUUUACAGAGGAUUAUGCUGCAACAAGGAACAGCGGCCACCAAAGUCGUGUGCCUGACCCAAGUAGUUACCGAGGACGAGCUUAGAAGUGAUGAGGAUUACGAAGACAUCAUUGUAGACAUGAGAGAAGAAGGCGGAAAGUUUGGUGCGUUAACUAAAGUCGUGAUUCCUCGCCCCAGCCCCGACGGUGAGCCUGUUCAGGGCGUUGGCAAGGUGUUUCUUGAGUAUGCGGAAACAGAGAGCUCGACCAGGGCGAGGACCGGAAUGAAUGGUAGGAAAUUCGGAGGGAACGAAGUGGUGGCUGUGUUUUACCCUGAAGAUAAGUUUGAACAAGGCGAUUAUUCUCUCUAG